UCCUGCAGCCUUCGCCGCGGCCGCCCAGCUCAUUCAGCUUUGCCGGGAGUGGUGAUUCCCGACCAAAAUGGCGGCCGUGGGGCGAGUCGGCUCCUUCAGCUCCUCUCCGCCGGGAUUAGCCUCCACCUACGCGGGCGGCCCCCUGGCCAACGAGCUAGCGACGGGCAACGGCGGCGCCGCAGCGGACGACGAGGACGGGCAGAACCUCUGGUCCUGCAUCCUCAGCGAGGUGUCCACUCGGUCCCGCUCCAAGCUCCCCGCGGGGAAGAGCGUGCUGCUGCUGGGUGAAGAUGGCGCUGGAAAAACAAGCUUAAUAAGAAAAAUUCAGGGAGUAGAGGAGUACAAGAAAGGAAGAGGACUGGAAUACUUGUACUUAAACGUGCAUGAUGAAGACAGGGACGAUCAAACAAGAUGUAACGUAUGGAUCUUAGACGGGGAUCUGUAUCACAAAGGACUCCUUAAAUUUUCACUGGAAGCCGUUUCUCUGAAGGACACUCUAGUAAUGCUGGUUGUUGAUAUGUCAAAGCCUUGGACUGCUUUGGAUUCUUUACAGAAGUGGGCAAGUGUUAUUAGAGAGCAUAUUGACAAAUUGAAAAUUCCUCCUGAAGAAAUGAAAGAAAUGGAACAAAAGCUGAUUAGAGACUUCCAAGAAUACGUUGAGCCAGGAGAAGAUUUCCCAGCAUCUCCCCAGAGAAGAAGUGCCGCGUCGCAGGAAGACAAGGACGACAGUGCGGUCUUACCUCUGGGCGCCGAUACGCUGACGCAUAACUUGGGUGUCCCAGUUCUAGUAGUGUGCACAAAGUGUGAUGCCAUUAGUGUCCUGGAGAAAGAACACGACUACAGAGAUGAACAUUUUGAUUUUAUUCAGUCACAUGUUCGCAAGUUUUGUUUACAGUAUGGUGCAGCACUUAUUUACACUUCAGUAAAAGAAAACAAAAAUAUAGAUUUAGUGUAUAAAUACAUCGUUCAGAAGCUAUACGGAUUUCCCUAUAAGAUUCCUGCUAUUGUUGUGGAAAAAGAUGCAGUAUUUAUUCCGGCAGGGUGGGAUAAUGAUAAGAAAAUAGGAAUAUUACAUGAAAAUUUUCAGACAUUAAAAGCAGAAGAUAAUUUUGAAGACAUCAUAACUAAACCACCUGUCCGAAAGUUUGUGCAUGAGAAAGAAAUUGUGGCAGAAGAUGACCAGGUGUUUCUGAUGAAGCUGCAGACGCUUUUAGCAAAACAGCCACCGAUUGCAGCUGGAAGGCCUGUGGAUGCCUCACCAAGAGUCCCAGGAGGCUCCCCUCGAACACCCAACAGAUCCGUGUCAUCCAACGUUGCUAGCGUGUCCCCCAUCCCUGCUGGGUCAAAAAAAAUUGAUCCAAAUAUGAAAGGCCAGAAACCUAUCCUAUCAGAUGUUCACGCAGAACUUGACAGAAUUGCACGAAAGCCAGUUACAGUGUGUCCUCCAACAUCUACAUCCCCUACGGAAGGAGAAGCUUCUUGAAGAUACCAAAUAAAGCCAUUUAUUCAACUUUCUGGGAUGACGUCAACUUGCCUCUGCCUUUUCCUUCAGAAGUGGAAGUCGGGCGCUGGCGUGCUUGUUGGGGUGGACUAAAUUCAUGUCUGGUUUUGUUUGUUUUGUGGUUGCUCAUUUUUAUAAAAGGGAGCCAUACAGAAGAAGAGUUAUUCUACAUGAUGUAGGAUUGCUAUUUGCAUUGUCAUUUUGCAUACGGAAGUAAUUUUGGAAUUUUGAAAAACUCAAAAUUUAUAGAACUGAAAUGCAGCCAUGAGAUCAUAUUCUAAAGGCUAUUUAAAAGAUGUAGGAAGGUUUAGGGCAGGGCAGAAAAUAAUAUGCAAUUUGGGCAUUUAACUAACUUGGAACUCCAAGCUUAUUUUAAUUAAGACUAUUAAAACCAUUUUAAAAAGUAUGUAUUUUACUGGGAAAAAAGAAAAUGACCAGUCGUCAGAUUUUUGCACACCAACGUGAAAGGAUGCAGAUAGGAUGCGCCCCCACACGUGGAGCGUGCUGAGAAAAGUCGGCGUUCGAUACACUAGCCAUUGUCUCGAUCCAUGAUCCUGUAAGUUGUCAUCAAAGUAUGACUUAGAACUGUUGGCCGCGAUCUGUUUCUUUAACUGAGAAGGAAAGAAAGCACACUGCCUGCAUGUGUAAAAGGAACGUGCAGAGGUUUUCACAGUGUCAAGAGUAACAGUCUUUGCAGUUGUCUAUGUAUAUAGACACGUGUGUGUAUGUAUAUGGCUCUGCCUUACUAUGCCCUUCUGUUCGUGACUUUAAUCAGUUAAUAAAGUAUUUAUUCUCUGCAUUCAGGGUCAAAUAAUUUGUUGCAUUCUCUUUAUAUUUGUAUUUAUCAGCUAGUGAUUGAUAUGUUAGUAUUUUGAAGUUUUUUACUUUAAUAGGAUUAUUAAGCAUUCCGGUCUUCCUCCUCCUUUCUAAGAGACAAGUGAGUACAUGAGGUUCACUUAAUUUGGGAGUUUGCUUUGAUCAACACAUCUGCCCCAGCAUGUCUCGAACUGCAGAGUCUUACCACAUCAGCCUUUCUAGUGGGUUACAAGAUGGUCUUUCAUCGUUAUUUAAAGGGAAGAAGCAAUGCUAAAAGCCUGGCUAACGCACCGACACAUAGCCACUCUCUCACAGGUAGGAUUCCGGUCACCAGUUUUACUGUUUCAAAACUGUUUUCAGUACUUGUUUCAGAACCUUCUUAAGAACAGUUUGAUCAUUUUAUUGACGUUCAACAAAAAAACACGCCUGCGUUUGGCCUGUUGAGUCGUUUCAGACAACUGGAAAAAAAUUGGUGCCCUACCCUCUGAGUUGGUUUUUGUUGUUUAUAUAUUCUAAAAAUUUUUUCAAAAAGAGAACUCUCUCUACUAUCUAGCAUCAUCCUUUCAUUAGAACUUUAAAACCUGUUUAGUUUCACAAUGGUAUUUGAUUCCUUAUUGUUGGAUAUAAAUGCUGAAAAUACACGAGAAGGUAUUCAUUUGUUUCCAUGUAGAAGAAACUUGGGGUGUUUAUGAGCAUGAAAAUAUUAAUUUGUGAACACAUUUUAUUUGAUAAAAUAGAUAAGCUAAAAAUGCCACUGAUAAAAUCAUUAGUCCCGAAAAGUUUCUGCAGCUGUGGUGUCGUGGAGACCAGUGUUUCUAAACUGGGACUUAGUGAAACAACUGGAACCAGUGAAAGAAAAUAGCAGACUGUGCAUCCUGGUGUCCUUUGAAAUAUCUGCGACUGUGUUUGCAUGCAUAGACCAGCUCAUUUUUCGUGUGUGACAUUGGAGAUGUACUAGAAAAUCCUAGGAAAUACUCUAGUUGUUCCCUGAAAUUAUUGUAAUUGUUCACGUCAGUGUGGGAUUCACUUUUAACUAAAACUUUGCAGUUACCAUGUUUAAACUUUAAAUCUAUUUUUGUACCAGUUUUUGCAAGGAAAGGAGUUUGUCUCUAAACAAAUUUUUUGUUGUUGUUUUUAAGUAAACUUUAUUGAAGUAUAAAAUAUACAAGUGUGCGGUUUGAAAUAUCACACAGUGACCAUGUAUAACCAGCAACCAGAUCAAGAAAGAAAACAUGUCCAGCACUUCAGAAGCUUCCC
This is a messenger RNA of Trichechus manatus latirostris (Florida manatee), 3574 nucleotides long. It is a transcript of the gene DYNC1LI1, whose product is annotated as dynein cytoplasmic 1 light intermediate chain 1. Gene Ontology annotation, biological process: microtubule-based movement; microtubule cytoskeleton organization. The transcript is spliced from 12 exons. The record is from RefSeq and is a predicted model, not a curated record. Gene Ontology annotation, molecular function: dynein heavy chain binding. Gene Ontology annotation, cellular component: centrosome; cytoplasmic dynein complex. The coding region runs from base 68 to 1483 and encodes 471 amino acids. Lineage: Eukaryota; Metazoa; Chordata; Mammalia; Sirenia; Trichechidae.